Molecule: messenger RNA, 865 nt
Organism: Magallana angulata
Lineage: Eukaryota; Metazoa; Mollusca; Bivalvia; Ostreida; Ostreidae
Product: FERM, ARHGEF and pleckstrin domain-containing protein 2-like
Exons: 3
Coding region: 1-387 (128 amino acids)
Source: RefSeq, a predicted model, not a curated record
AUGUCUCAAAUUAUCACGUACCUCCAGAAGAGCAUGGAUCGAGGCCAGACUUGGAACAAGAGAUGGUUUGUCAUUACCAAGGAGUUUGCCAUGUACGAAUUCAAGGCUCACCAUGAUAUCUAUGCCAUAGCAACCCUACCAUUACCUGGUUACCAAGUAAUAUUUCCUGUGGACAUCAUCGAGAAUGUCUUUUGUUUGAGUCACCAGCAGAAACUUCCUCCAACUUAUCUACAGUCCGAGUGUACUGCAAGCAGAGACAGAUGGUUAAAUGUACUAAAAAAGAUGGUGAACUUGGAGCUUUCCGAGGAAUCGAACCGAAACUCCACUCAUUCCUCCGAGAGUCCCGGAAGUCAGAACGCAGAAGAUGGCUGUGACAAGACGUCCUAGUUGAAUUAGCUGCACAACACAUGAAACUCAAACUAGAGAGCACAACUGAACUAACUUAUAACAUGGAAGAUAGUUUCUUCUAUGGUGAAAACAUCUCAUAAGCUGUAACAUAGUGGAUAAACUCUGAUUAUGUGAAAGUCAACUUUUUGUGCAUAUCAAAUGAAAGUUGGUGACCACUACUUUACCUGAGAGUUAGUUCUAUAGUAAGCACAUCAACCUGAAUUUUAGUGGGUAACCACUAAAAGCUGGAAAGUCAGGUCUAAAUAGUGCAUCAACUGAGACCGAUGGUGGCCAUUUAUUAUAACAGAAAAGUCAGCUUAAAAGAGUGUCACAACAGCAAUAUAUUGGUUAGCAAAUCGUAUCAUAAGAUCAUUGAAUCAUCAUUCAUUAUGAACUUUGAACAAGAAAAGUAUAUAUCUAUAUAUAUAUGCAAUAAAUUCAUUCUGGUUUGUUGUAAAUAAAAAGCAAUUUAUCCAUA